AUGAGCCGCUCAAGAGCGCUGAUAUCAUGGUGCAAAACAUCACUAAGACGUUACUCCAGUGCUGGAUCGAAAAUAACCAUAAAUGGGGUGGAGUAUGAGACACAUCCCGAAUUCACUAACGUAUCCGGAACAAUCCAUAACCUCUGCGAUCGCUCGCUUCAUUUGAAACCCUCCCACCCUAUCGGUAUCAUAAGGAAAUUGAUAGAAGAUAAGUUGAACUCAACGAGCGACGCGUAUUCAAUAUACAGCAACUUCAAACCUGUGGUCACUGUCGAGGAAAAUUUCGACUCUCUAGGAUUCCCCAACGAUCAUCCAGGCAGAUCCAAAAGCGAUACUUAUUACGUUAACGAUAAACAUCUAUUCAGGACACAUACUUCCGCACAUGAAAUGGAGUGUUUCCAAAAUAUCAAAGCCCCUAGAAAUGUGACAGGUUCGGGGACUCGGACCAGCAAACCGGGGUUUUUGAUUUCUGCUGAUGUGUACCGUAGAGAUGAGAUUGACAGAACGCACUACCCUGUUUUCCAUCAAAUGGAAGGUGCGCACAUCUGGACCCGGUCGAAAGAGACGCUAAAGGAAGGCCAGGAACCAACACAUAUACAAAAGUUAAGAGCAGAAUUAGAAGCGAUUGAGAAACAGCUUCAAGGCGAAAGCAUGAAACUGCAAGUGGAGGAUGACACGUCCUUAGAAGGUAAUCCCAAACAGGAUUACAUGUCCGAUCUCGAAGUUGAGCUAUGCUCGCAGCACCUGAAAAGGAGUAUCGAGCUUGUGGUUGCCCAAGUCUUCAAUAAAAAAGUCGAGAGCAUGGGGGGCGCUGCAAAAGACCCUGUACUACCUGUCCGGUGGGUCAAGGCAUACUUUCCGUGGACCGCGCCGUCUUGGGAGAUAGAAGUUUUUUGGCAAGGCGAAUGGCUCGAACUUUGCGGCUCUGGAAUUGUGCGUGAGCAGGUGUUACUUAAUGCUGGGUAUGAACAUAACAGUACAAUAGGCUGGGCUUUUGGGCUAGGGCUCGAUAGAAUUGCUAUGCUGCUUUUCGAAAUCCCGGACAUACGUUUGUUCUGGACUCAUGACGACCGUUUCCAUUCACAAUUCGAAGAAGGAAAAAUUUCGAAGUUCAAACCUUAUUCGAAGUACCCAGGCACUACGCGCGAUGUCGCGUUCUGGUUGCCAGAUGAUCAAACUUGCAAGGUUAUCCAUGAGAACGAUUUGAUGGAAAUUGUGAGAGAAAUGGCCGGCGACUUGGUCGAGAGUGUCAAAAUUAUAGAUGACUUCACACACCCAAAAACUAAAAAGAGAUCGCUGUGCUAUAGAAUAAAUUACCAGUCCAUGGAUAGGAACUUGACCAACGACGAAAUCAAUGCAAUCCAAGAAAGUGUUGGCAAUGAGCUUGUUGACAAGUUCAAAGUUACUUUAAGGUAG
Molecule: messenger RNA, 1416 nt
Organism: Lachancea thermotolerans CBS 6340
Lineage: Eukaryota; Fungi; Ascomycota; Saccharomycetes; Saccharomycetales; Saccharomycetaceae
Gene: MSF1
Product: phenylalanine--tRNA ligase
Exons: 1
Coding region: 1-1416 (471 amino acids)
Biological process (GO): phenylalanyl-tRNA aminoacylation
Cellular component (GO): mitochondrion; cytoplasm
Molecular function (GO): tRNA binding; phenylalanine-tRNA ligase activity; ATP binding
Source: RefSeq, a predicted model, not a curated record